AUGACUGUUCCAAUCCCCAGGCCAGGACGACGUUCCCACGCAAUCUUUCCAUGGGCCGCCCUUCUUUCCCUCCUCGGCCUCAUUGCGCCACUGGCCUCUGCUGCCCAGGUAGGCAAGUCGGCUGUCUUACCUAGUGGCUUUGAUUGCUUCCCUAGCUUCCUGGCUGCCGUCGUGAAUGUCGACAAAUCGUGGGCGAGUGCAAAUUGGUUUGUUUCGCCCGCCGAUUUUAUGACCUCGUUCAACGACGAGCAGCAGUAUUCCGAGUUCAUCUUGUCCAGUGUCAAAGACAGCUGGAUGGUCGACCUGUACAUAUACGAAAACCAUUCAGUCUAUAACCACUUGACGUGGGACAGAGCCUACGGUCAAUCCGCUACGACUCACCACUACGAGGCUCAGUUCGUGCAGACCUCGAUGGGGUCAGAAAUCUUCCUCGAUCAGCACAGGCUGCGUGCCCGCGACUUCCUUCUAAGCUCGCUGUUUAGGUACACCGAGUUUUUCAACUCUAAAGUGGUUUUCCAUCCACCGUCCCUGGCCUACACUGGAUCUGGGGCUUUUGUCGACGCAUCUGACGUUUAG
Messenger RNA from Metarhizium robertsii ARSEF 23, 576 nucleotides. RefSeq lists its product as uncharacterized. Lineage: Eukaryota; Fungi; Ascomycota; Sordariomycetes; Hypocreales; Clavicipitaceae. The record is from RefSeq and is a predicted model, not a curated record. The transcript has a single exon. The coding region runs from base 1 to 576 and encodes 191 amino acids.